AUGUGUCUGCUGACUGGCCGAGGGAACAGCAAUCGACAUGCGGAUUUAGAAAAACGCUUGGAGUCGUUGAGAAGGCUCAUUGAAGCCGACCCAUACAGUGCAUUGUUUGGGCGUAGACCAGAACCCUUCCAUAAGUUUGGAAAAAUCGACAUCCCCUGGAAUGGCUUCCUUCAAUCAUUCUCCAAAUUCCAACGACCAACCAAGACCAGGAAAACAAAUGCAGCCCAUUGUCAGAUCAAUACCAACCACACUGGGCUUCAAUACGAUCCCAUCAGUGGACGUAUGGUACCUGCUCCGCCCACUAAAUCUCGGAGCGUCGAUGAAGAGGCAAACCUCGCGCACCAGAAACAAAAUAUCCAUUCGCCGAACAAGGAAGGGGGAUCUGCUAUCCCAGGCCUGGGUGAGAACUGGCAGCAGCCGAGGACAUUGAGCACUAAUGUCGAUACACACCUCGGUUCAAAGCCAGUAGUCAGGCUUCCACCGCAAAGCGCAGAGGGUGCGCAAACCGAAACCGAAACCUCCAAUGAGGCUGUAAAGCCCCCAAUUGCCAAUCAAAAUAGCUACUCCAAGUACGAAUUAGACUCUUCCAUAUCGGAACCAACCAAGACAACACAACGUCAAACAAAAAUGCCUGGUCCCGAAGAUAGUACCAAGAAACCAAGCUCCUUCGUGGAUCUGUCAUCGGGUACCAGUGUAGAAUGUCCACCGGGAAACGAACUGGAGACCAAGUUUGUCACUGAUCCUGCCAGCUGCUCUGACAAAGUUGGCCCGUCCGAGCCUAGCAGUCAACAGCCAGAUGAUGCAUUCUCCGUGAACAAAAAGUGUUUACCUAGUGAUGGGUUGGAAGCCAGAUCCACGAUUGAGCCAGCCCACACAAGCAUCGAAGAGCCUGAUUGUCCAGACACUCGUUCGGAAAUCCGCCCAAGGUCACAGCGAAGUGUCGACUGCUCACCAGGCAGCGAGCUAGAAGCACAAAUUUUGUCCCAGCCGAAAAAGAAAGAACAAAGCCAGCCAGCAACCCACACUACCAUUGAUUGCUCCCCAGGAAGUGAGCUUGAGGCACAUUUCACUGCAAAUCCAGCCUCCAAAGAUGAAGCAGCCCUUGGAAAAUCCCAGUCACCAGUUGUUGCUCCCACUUCCAGGGUGACUAUAGACUGCUCUCCCGAAAGUGAACUUGAAGCAAUGCUUGCUGCUGAUUCCUCGAGUGCCAAUAACCCUAAAACAGAGACAGCUCUUGGAGGCUUCAACUCUAGUAUCACAAAAGCGCAAGAAUGUCUCCCAAGUCUCGAUUUUUCCAAAGAAUGCGUGGGUGAAUUCAUCACCCAAAACCAAACACCAGUUCUCGAGAGUGAGGUUCAAUCAUCAUUAUUUCAGCAACCGCUUCCAGAAUUCUAUAUCCUUGCCUUCGAUGCAUCGAAAUCACAGGUCACGACCGCAAAAGCCCACUCUUUCUUUGGAAUCAAAGCAGAUACCAGCCCUCAUGAGAUUCUCCCACUACUCAACAACCCCGCAAAAUUCGUACCAUACUUUGAGAACAUGCAAAAACACGGAUAUGAGAUAGCUGCCGGGGGAGGAGAUAUCCUAGUCUUCCGAAAGACGCAUAUCGCCCCUCCGGUCCCAGAGAAAGCAGAGCAAAAUUCCUCAAUUCGCGCAGACGUUGCGAAUAGUAUUGGCGACGACCCAAAAGGCUCAAGUUCAGCACCAUCAGACCCAAGAGUGUGUGGACAGCCCACUUCAGAGCCACACCCAGCAGCAGAGUCCCCGAAUAACGAACCCAAACCAUUGACAAGACCAGGAUCAUCUUCAGGAACCGCAAUUCGCAGAAUGUUCUUUGCAGGAGCUGCUACUGCACUGACAUGUUAUGCCAUCGGAGCAAUGACUGAGUUCUUCCGCACAGGGGGAGUAGAUGGGCGUGGAGCGGACGGGUUUACUGUGUUUGAAUCGGACCGACGUCGAGAGUAG
Molecule: messenger RNA, 1962 nt
Organism: Penicillium brevicompactum
Lineage: Eukaryota; Fungi; Ascomycota; Eurotiomycetes; Eurotiales; Aspergillaceae
Exons: 3
Coding region: 1-1962 (653 amino acids)
Source: RefSeq, a predicted model, not a curated record